AUGUCAGAUAUUCGACAUUCUCGCGCGUCUUCAAAGCGAAAGUCUCGCGAUGCUUCAGAUGAGCCCACUACGCGCAAAAAGCAGCAUCGUCAGGCCGAAGUCGAGUCCGACGAAGACGUCCAAUUCGAAGACCCUAGCAGUGAGGAGGAACUCGAUGUUGAUUCCACACGAUCUAAGAAAGCUUCCGGAACACGGAAAGAAAAAGAAUACCCCUCCGUCAAUGAGCUGAAGAAGCGGAUUCGGGAUGUGAAGCGACUCCUCGCCAAGGGAACAUUGCCAGCCGAUGCGCGCGUAUUACAAGAGCGUGCCCUUGCAGGUUACGAGCAAGACCUCGCGGAGGAAACAGCACGACGACAGCGGUCGCAUAUGAUCAAAAAAUAUCAUUUCGUCCGUUUUCUUGAGAAAGAUCGCCUUCAGCGCAAGAUCCAUGAAGCGCGUGUUAACCUCAACUAUACUAUCUACUGCCCACUGCCCGAAAAAUACAUUUCACUCUACCCAAAAAGAGAUGCGAAAACAGAUACGAAAACAGAUGGGGAUGCUUCGGAUCCCAAGCCAGAGUCCGAAGGCCCAAAACCUCCUUUGUGGUCCGUUGUGGAAAAAUGUAUGGAGGAAGGCACACUGGACGAUCUUAGAGAAGGCAGAAUGAAUAUAUCCGCCGACGGCAAACCCAUUCCAGUUCGCGAAAAGCCAUUACCCGUUGCGAACAAGCAGAAGUCGAAGAAAGAAGACGCCGACGGAAAGAAGUCUCGAAAGGACCUACAUGCCCACAAAAAUGCUCCAGCCAAGCGAGACAAGCAAGCCCGCAAAGACUAUGGCCGCGAAAGAGACCGUUUACAAGAUGUGGCUGUUGAGCCCGCGGAAGAUGACAGUGAUGGCGGAUUUUUCGAAGAGUGA
Molecule: messenger RNA, 894 nt
Organism: Penicillium chermesinum
Lineage: Eukaryota; Fungi; Ascomycota; Eurotiomycetes; Eurotiales; Aspergillaceae
Product: Efg1 domain-containing protein
Exons: 2
Coding region: 1-894 (297 amino acids)
Biological process (GO): maturation of SSU-rRNA from tricistronic rRNA transcript (SSU-rRNA, 5.8S rRNA, LSU-rRNA)
Cellular component (GO): nucleolus; preribosome, small subunit precursor
Source: RefSeq, a predicted model, not a curated record